Messenger RNA from Geosmithia morbida, 1530 nucleotides. RefSeq lists its product as uncharacterized. NCBI's taxonomy places the organism in Eukaryota, Fungi, Ascomycota, Sordariomycetes, Hypocreales, Bionectriaceae. Gene Ontology annotation, molecular function: signaling receptor activity. Gene Ontology annotation, cellular component: membrane. Bases 1 to 1530 code for a protein of 509 amino acids. The transcript has a single exon. The record is from RefSeq and is a predicted model, not a curated record.
AUGAGCGACGUCGCGACUGUCCUCACUUCGACCUGUGCUGACAGUGUCCACGAUGAUGAGGCUGUUGCAUCCUCGUCCGGUUCUGAUCUGAGAUUCGGUACCCAACCCUUGCGAAAGCGACGACACUCAUUCUACAUACCCAGACGCAAGCAUACUGUCGGAUACACCAUGGACAGUGACGAGGGCAUUCUUCUUAAAGUUGACCUCUUCCUCUCUGAGCUAGAGCGCCGUCUCCAGUUCAUAGAAAACUACGGCGAGUUUAGCAAGGACUCGAGUUUUUCUCGCGCAUACAUCACACUCCAAGCCGUCCGCACGCGAUGUUCCGAAGCCUCCGAAGAGGUCAUCGGCGAGGGCCGCCGACGCUUGCAUGUCAUGGUUGAGACGCUCGAGGCCCGCUACCACGAGACACUUGAAGCCACCGGUACUCUCAACGAGAAGGCGCACAUCGCCAUCGACAUCCUCGAAGGUAUGCUCAGUGACUUUGAGCACCGCGUCUACAAAUUUCGCGAACGUGGGCUGGCCAACGCUGCCAACGCCGCAGGCGUGUUUGUCGACGAAGGCCGACGCAUGGCCAAUGAGGGUAUUGAGAGAGCCAGAGGCGUUGUGGAUGGCGGUAUCGAGGUUGCCCGUCGAGCUGCCUACACGCUUGAGGAGCAUAUUCAGCUGGCUAUUGUGCAGGCCAGGGAGACUGGCCUGCUGGUGUACGAAGACCUGCCGACGCCAUGGCGGAACAACCCCCACAUCAGGCGGGGCUAUCGGUUCAACGAAUCCAAGAUUGAGUGCAUCCGGUCCAUGUUCAACCUGUCCAACGAGUUCUUCAACAUCUGGUCCCACGCCCUGGGGCUCGUCCUGGUCUUAGCUGUGGCCCUGUACUUUUACCCGAGCAGCCCAAACUUUUCUCUCAGCACUAAAAGCGACGUGCUUGUGGCGGGCGUCUUCUUUGUCAUGGCUUGUCUGACGCUCGUGUGCUCGACCAUCUGGCACACGAUGAAUGCCGUGGCCGAUAUCAACGCUAUGUCCAUGUUUGCGUGCGUCGACUACACGGGCAUCUCGCUCUUGAUCGCGGCGUCUAUCAUGACAACCGAGUACACAGCCUUCUACUGUGACCCCAUGAGCCGCUGGAUGUACAUGGGUCUGUCGGCCGUACUCGGCAUCGGUGGCGUGGUUUUGCCGUGGCACCCGCGCUUUAAUGGUUCCGAUAUGGCGUGGCUCCGCGUUGCCUUCUAUGUAGGCCUCGCCCUGACGGGUUUCAUGCCCAUCUUGCAAUUGUACGUGACACAUGGGCCGGAAUUCGUCUACGACUUUUACUCGCCCAUCUCCAAGUCGAUAAUGGUCUAUCUCACCGGUGCCAUCGUCUACGCCAGCAAGGUCCCCGAGAGAUGGUGCCCCGGCUGGUUUGACUACAUUGGAGGCAGCCACAACCUCUGGCACGCGGCUGUACUAGGAGGCAUUCUCUUCCACUACACAGCCAUGCAGGAAUUCUUUGCCAAUGCCUUCCACCGUGCCGAGAGCGGCUGCCCGACGUACUGA